Molecule: messenger RNA, 1314 nt
Organism: Canis lupus familiaris (dog)
Lineage: Eukaryota; Metazoa; Chordata; Mammalia; Carnivora; Canidae
Gene: SMIM48
Product: atherin
Exons: 2
Coding region: 1-360 (119 amino acids)
Source: RefSeq, a predicted model, not a curated record
AUGGCCGCCCCGCUCUUCCCGCGCCAGCCCUGGGCCCCCGCGCCGACCCGCCCGGACCCCGCCGUCGACCCCGGGGGCCUGUUCGACGAGCCCCCCCCGGAGGAGCCCCUCGCGGCCCGCGCGCCCAGGGCGGCGGCGGGCAGGAGGGCGGGUCGGCGCGCCGGCGGGAGGGCGCAGGGGGCCCGCACGGGGCAACCCCCCAAGGCCGCGGCGCGCCCCCCGCCCCAGGAGGAGGCGCCCCCCCGGGACGAGGGCUGCUACCUCGACCAUUUCCCGCACCUCUCCAUCUUUAUCUACGCGGCCAUCGCCUUCUCGAUCACCUCCUGCAUCUUCACCUACAUCCACCUGCAGCUGGCCUGAGGGCCCGGGGGCCCGGGGCUGGGGCGGGGGGCGAGGAGGGAGCCCGCGGGCUCGGCCUGGGUGUGCGGAGCGCGCUGCACACCCUCCAUCUAGCUUCUGCUGCUUGCUUCUUUUGUCCUGUGCUUGUCACUACCUUUGUGUCACUGCGCAUCUGGAGGCGCGUCCGAGGCAGCUGCCAGGAAUGAAAUAAGAGUGUUUGCGCCUGAGAUUCGGGGAGGGGGCCGUCACCCCUGACGUCUAGAGGAGCGGGGUGCGGCUGACGACUGAUCGUGUCCGUGGACCCUACACUUCAGGAGGUGGGAGCGCGCGCAGAGAGCCCAACCUUCGGUUUCUUAAGGGCCGAGCUGGCGGAAGGGCCCCCGCGGGAGGGUCGGCGCCCUGGUCUGCGCCCUGUGAUGCUACAUCGCCCCCGGAGCACUGGCCGGGUCCCACGCCCUCCCCCCGGGACUGGCAGACCUGAGGGCGCCGCGGACGCCGCCGGAGCACAGGACACAGCUGUGCUGCGGCUGCGGAGCAGGGAGGAGAGCCACAGCGGGAGGGGCCGUCCUGGCAGGAGGCCACAUUGUCGUCGGGUCCUGGACGGCGUGGGACCUGCGACUGCAGGCCUCCUCCGGACACGGGGCCAUCUCUGGGCGCUGCGCGGGAUGAGACUCUGGGGCCCUGGCUGGGGUGCGCGGGAGGGUGUUCCUUCUGCAUCUUUGGCGGCUUCUGGGGCAAUGGGACCCAGGACGAAGGGCGUGGGGUAUCUGUUAUUGGCAAGAAUUCCUGCUGGAGAACUACCCGACCCAUAGGAGUGGUCAUCUCAGACCCAAGAGGCCUAACACCGAAACCCCCUCACCUGGCGUCUCCUUUUACUCCUGAAUGUUAAAUGUCAUCAAUCCAGUGCGCUACCACCUUACCUGGAAAUGUUUGUCUUACCUCUAAUGAAAUAAAUCCCUUUUGCAGCCUCCUGUA